Dreissena polymorpha is the source of this 1531-nucleotide messenger RNA. Its product is annotated as beta-1,3-glucan-binding protein-like. Gene Ontology annotation, biological process: carbohydrate metabolic process. Lineage: Eukaryota; Metazoa; Mollusca; Bivalvia; Myida; Dreissenidae. The record is from RefSeq and is a predicted model, not a curated record. Bases 32 to 1420 code for a protein of 462 amino acids. Gene Ontology annotation, molecular function: hydrolase activity, hydrolyzing O-glycosyl compounds. The transcript has 13 exons.
UUGACCUACUUUGCGCAUAUAAAAUUGCGUGAUGUCGACAGAUAAGGCGACACUUUUCGAAAUGUUGCUGGUCUUGUCGUUGGUCGUGGUGACCGUCGUUAGCGGCGACGUGCACGAGCCGAGAAUAUCUCAGUUACCGUCGGGCGAGGUAGAAAUCGCUAUUGAAGGCCCCCCUGAUGUCGAGUGGCAGCAAGUUCGAUACACCAUUGAAGGUGUUCAACACAGUGGCGUGUUUCACAAGUCGCCUGGUGGUCAUUUCUACCACCACAAACAAGACGCUGGUCAGCUGGGAGGGAAAGUCCACUACACUCUGGUCGGAGAGAAGGACAGGCAGAUGGUUGUUGUGGACGGAUUUCGCGACACAGCUCCCCCUGCUAUGAUACUGUUUCCCCAUGGGCGUCCUCGCCGGGCGGAACACAGAGUGAUGCGUGACGACUUCGACGGCGGCUCUCUAAACAGGGGCCUCUGGGACUUAGAGCACUCCAUGUACGGAGGUUAUAACGGCGAGUUCCAAGUGUACGGUUGCGACCCUAAGAACGUAUUUCUGCGGGACGGACAUCUGUUCAUCAAGCCGACUCUGACGUCCGAGAAGUAUGGCGAAGCAUAUCUGCACUCCGGCACCAUGGAUAUGGCGCAAAUGUGCGGGUCCUGCACGGUUUCCGGAGAAAAUGGCUGCCACAGGAACGGACACGACGGCAUACUUCCACCGGUUAUGUCCGGAAAACUGAAAAGCAAGAAUCAAAUUCGGUUUGGUCGUGUCACCGUUCGUGCCAGAACUCCUCGAGGCGAUUGGCUGUGGCCAGCCAUCUGGAUGUUGCCGGGAAGCAGUGCUUACGGCGGUUGGCCGAGAUCCGGAGAGAUCGACAUGAUGGAGAGUAAAGGUAACACUGGGUUUAACAACGCGGUGGAAACCACCCUGCAUUGGGGUCCGGAUCCAAACCAAAACAGAUUUUCGAUGACCCACGCCUCUAAACAAGGAAGCUUUGCUCAGGGCAUGCACACAUACGUUCUUGACUGGACCAUGGACCAUAUCAAAGUCUCAGUAGAUGAUCAGCAAAUUUUCUACGUGGCAAUUGGUAAUGGUGGCUUCUGGCAGAAAGGCGGGUUUUCAGGAGCAAAUAUAUGGCAAAGCGGAACAAAGAUGGCUCCCUUCGAUUUUUAUUUCCCGCAACGAUCUCUAUUCGUACGACACACGAACACUAACAUGUUCUACCUGAUCCUAAACGUGGCCGUGGGCGGUACGAAAGGCUGGUGGUCCGACAGCGUCCACUACAACUCGCACAAGCCAUGGAACAACCACCAGAGUCAGCGGGACGCUCAGAAAUCUUUCUGGGACGGCCGCAGCAACUGGCAAGGCUCGUGGCAUGGGGACGACGUCGCCAUGGAGGUGGACUACGUGGAGAUGGUCGAAUACAGCUAGGUCCUCGUGGCGCUGAGGGGCGCAAGACAAUACCAAAAUUAGUUUUGGAUUUUAUAACCAUUAUAUUGCAGUGUAUAUUAAAUGGUGCAAAAUGAUAUAAUUGAAUUAUAA